AUCCCUAACUCAACAUGUUGAUGAAGAUCAACGAAGGCCCGGUGACUCGCAGCUUCCAACGGAAGGCUCGCCUUCGAAACCCUCCGAGACUAGUCGAGUGCCCCGGCAAUUUCCCCGCAACUGCUCCCACAGGGCAAGAUUACACCCGUACCCUGCUAGUACAGUACCAAUCGUCCCCGACUUCGAACCUAACUUAGCACCGAGCUCGGCUUGCUACUCCUGCUAUCAAACAUCAGCAUCCGCAACGAACAGGAAAUUCCAACACCAAAAUGGCGAGCUACGAAGGUAAGUUUAACCCCCCCCGCCCCACUGGUGCCUCACCAACCAACCCGUCCGCACAGACGAACACAACGUCGAGCCCCUAAGCACCCGCCCCCCCCGCUCCCAUAUCGACUUCUCAGAAUUCUUCUCCGCCCUCCCCACCACCACUACCGCCUCCACCACAACUGCCUUCAACGAACCUGCAACUCCAAAUCUCUUCACGACCCUCGCCGCCGCCUACCAAUCCAGCACAGACUCUAGUCCAACCACCACCCUCGCCCUAAUCGUCACGCAACUUCUCUCCGCUGCUACGUCGCACGAACCAGUAGACGCCGUCCCGGACGAGUUCCUUGACACGUUGGACCGCGUUCCGAAGAGUAAGCUCAAGGCGGGGGAUGAGUGUCCGAUUUGUGGCGAGCGGUUUCUAGACGAUGAGUUCCCGCUUGUAGUCCGGUUGGGGUGUCAAGGAAGGCACCUUUUUGAUUUGGAGUGCAUCGCGCCGUGGUUGAAGAUUCGGAGUACUUGCCCCAUGGAUCGGGAGGGGUUGGUUAAGAAGAGGAAAGUGGCUGUCAAUGAAGGGGAAUGGGAGGAGGAGUUUGAUGAGAACUAUGGGUAAGCGGUAGCAGAAGGGCGGGGAAGUGUAGCAUUCAGAUUUAGGAUGUUAUUUAUUAGUGGGGGGGUAAUACUAGAUGAUAGGUGAUUUGACGUUCUUGUGAAGAAUUGGAUUCUCGAGUGUCAGUAUAUCAUUAGCCCGAGGAUGGAGUUUCAAAAUGUACCUGCAUAUCACAAGUUGGCUAUUAGCGGCAGCUGCUCUAGACCUCUAAUAUCGGCGAAGGAAGUGGUACCUCACUGACGAGAAUGACCCCAUUGCCACAAGGUCCUUCAGACCAUAGCGUUAUCUAUAGCAAGCGAGGUACAGUAAGGUGACGAAUGUCA
Tuber aestivum (summer truffle) is the source of this 1197-nucleotide messenger RNA. NCBI's taxonomy places the organism in Eukaryota, Fungi, Ascomycota, Pezizomycetes, Pezizales, Tuberaceae. The record is from the annotation of a GenBank genome assembly.